Micropterus salmoides (largemouth bass) is the source of this 3999-nucleotide messenger RNA. RefSeq names its product Ras association domain family member 5 (gene rassf5). Bases 874 to 1725 code for a protein of 283 amino acids. NCBI's taxonomy places the organism in Eukaryota, Metazoa, Chordata, Actinopteri, Centrarchiformes, Centrarchidae. The record is from RefSeq and is a predicted model, not a curated record. Gene Ontology annotation, biological process: signal transduction. The transcript is spliced from 5 exons. Gene Ontology annotation, cellular component: nucleus.
AGAGAGAGAGAGAGAGAGAGAGAGGAGAAGAGAGGGAGGGAGAGAGUAAGAAAGAGAGAGAGGCUGUGGGAGGCAUCCAUCUCUGUGGUAGUAUUGCCAGAGCAGCUGAGAGACCAGAAGAGGGGAGGCAGCACAGGCUCUGUGAACGCCAAGAGAUCUUCUGCCGUUGUUUACUCUGGACCCCAGGGAUGGAUGGAUGCUCGCACACAAUUUAUUGAGCUGUCCUUUGUUUGUUCACAGCGGGUCGUUACAGAGACACAGCACAGGAAAGACAGCAGGAUGUGGUAUUGCUUGCAUGCCUAUAUGAGUGUUUGUUUUGCGGGCAUAACAGGAGCUCUCAGGUGAGCAGGCUUAACUUGAAACCAACCUGUAAACUGACUCCGCGACACCAGCGUGUGCCUGCAUGUGAGGCCGUUACAUACCGUGUAUGAGUGUCUACAUGUGUGUAUGUUUAGCUGCAAAUGACCAGGUGCAUAUACUGUACGGUGUGCUAGUGUUUGUGACACCGGCAUCAGAGCAUACACACACACACACACACACACACACACACACACACACACACACACACACACACACACACGUAAGGAGGAAGUGACACGUCUGUGCUCGCUCUCGGAUUUCCUGGUCCCCUCUCCGGUGGCACGCAAAGCGCCGAAUCUGAGCUGAGUUCACCUGUCUCGCCCUCGCAGGUGGGACUUAAAUUCUCUGGAUGCAUCAACAGAGGAGCGCUGACUUUUUCUGGAUGAGUAAAGAACAGCUAGAUGCGCGUAUACUCUGAUUGUGGCUAAGUGUGAAUAGACCAGCACUUCCUCAAGCUGUCAGCGUGUUGCUCUGGUGCUGCGCUGGUGCCGGAGGCCAUUUCUGGACCUCUCCAUGACUGUGAAUACAGUACUGACUCCAUCCAUGACCAGCAGUAACAGCAUGAGCAGCGGGUACUGCAGCCUGGAUGAUGACAGUGAAGACUUCACUUUCUUCACAGCCAAGACCACGUUCUUCCGCCAGCCCAAGCGUGCAGCUAAGAAUGAAGCAAAGGAGGAAGAGGAGGGGGGAACAAAGGACCUGUCAGAGGAAGAGGUGCAGACAAGGAUAGAAAAGUAUAACUCUCAAGUCUCUGAAAAUGGCAUGAAACUGGCUUCAGAUGGAUCCUACACAGGCUUCAUUAAAGUCCACCUGAGGCUCAGUCGACCAGUCACAGUCCCCUCUUUGGAGGCGGCGGGCUCAGACGGAGCAUCCAGGCAGACGGCUAGCCACAAUCAAGCAACGUCAGAGGGCCAGGAAGGGACGGACUAUGGGCAGAGUGAAAAUAGAACAUCCUUCUACCUACCAUGCGACUGUGUGAAGCAGCUCCACAUCAGCUCUCUGACCACCACUGGAGAGGUCAUCCAGGGCUUGCUGAAGAAGUUCAUGGUGUUGGACAAUCCCCGCAAGUUUGCACUGUACAAGCAGACGCACCGUGACGGACAGGAUCUUUUCCAGAAGCUUCCUCUGUGUGAGCGUCCUCUUCUUCUGAGGUUAUUAGCAGGGCCUGACCCAGAGCAGCUCAGCUUUGUCCUUAAGGAAAAUGAGACUGAAGAGGUGCAGUGGCAUGCAUUCUCUGUCCCUGAGCUGCAAAACUUCCUGGUAAUCCUGGAGAAAGAGGAGUCAGAGCGGUUGCGGGCAGUGAAGCAAAAAUACGCUGCAUACAGACAGAAACUAGAACGGGCCCUAAAACAACAUGACCCCUGACCCCGCUCACCUGUUACCUUAUGACGUCAACCCAGGGGGAGACUGAACCUUCACACGCCGACCCCUCAAGACCCCUGAUCUAUUCAGAGACUGGAGCCAGAGCUGGACUUGUCUCCACCCACCGCAUAUACACCCAAACAUGCAGUACAUCCGCACACAGACGCAUACCCUUUCUCAGGACGCAUACAAGCCCCCAACCCCCCAAUCAUCCAUACAUCCACUCCCUGAGGAGAGAGAAAGGCUACUGGGUGUGUGGUCUGCUUGCUCAUUGGACAAGUAGUGUAUUUUCGUUGCCAAGGACACACACAGCGAGCUCUGAAACGCUGACUUGAAAUCUCAUUUGAGACUGAUAUUAACCAGUGAUGUUUUUAAAGAUUCCCUCUUCUUCUGCUGCUGCUGCUGCUACUGCAAGUGUUACUUAUGCAUGAGUCUCUGUCAGCUCACUGCCCCCCCCUGCACAUAGAGUUAGAAUUUAAACAGAAGGCAUGGUUUUCAGUAUCUCUUUUGGGGUGGAAGGACAAUCAUACAGAGUGUUCUUUUUCUUAUCCUCUUCUUGGAAGCUUGGGGUGUUAUUUUUGUGCUGGAAUAUUAAGAUGUGUGGAUUUGUGAGGGAGGUGUUUAGGGUCAGGGCUGGAGGCAGAGGGCUGCGUUUUUGCUGUGGAUGCUAGAACAACACAGAAUGGGAAGAUAAGAUGAUUUUUCUCAGGGAGAAUGUGUUGAGCAACAAGAAAACCUAAAGGCGGGAAGAAACCAAACACCGCCCCCGUUUUAGCCCAGUUGCUCCCUGUGAUUCCAUUUACCUACUUUAACGCCAUGUGAGAAGAUGUUACCAGUCCUCUCCCCACACACAAAAAUAACCUUAUCAGGUGAUACUGUGAGUUCAUUUUCCCUCCCUUAAUCCUGAUCUAACCCACCUUGCAUGAACAUCUACCUGCAGAUGAAGCCUACUGAGCGAGGCACUCCACAUACCUUUACAGAUUUUACACUUUAUUGUAGAAGUGACUUUGCGCUGUCAUUGUACGUGGGUUGCAUUUGAAUGUGGAGUGGAUUUUCACACCAAAGCUUAGGGGAACAGAUCUAUUGAGAUGAUUUUAAAAGAAUGAAAGAGUUUAUCUAAUUAAAGGUGGAGUAUGUAAAUUAAACCAGCUUCUGUUUUUGCACAUGUGGAUGCAGGUCACUGAGAAUGGCCCACAGCUUUGGGGCUGGGCAUGCAUUUCUGCUUCUCUUUUCGUUUAUCUCCCCACCUUCCACCCAAAAAAAAGAAGAAGAAACAAAACGUAUAGAAAAUUCAUAAUAAUGGCUAUGAUGUACCAAUGAUGUGUUUGCAAUGCAUAUGUAUUAUGUAGACACUGGAAAAAGAGUGACAAGGUUUAACUUUGUUGUUAUUAUGAUAAAUAUUAUUCUUUUGGUAUCAUUCCUACUGUGUGUGUGCGUGUGUGUGUGUGUGUGUGUGUGUGUGUGUGUGUGUGUGUGUGUGUGUGUGUGUGUGUGUGUGUGUGUGUGUGAGAUCAUCCGGGGCAGUGAAGAUAAUGUGAAUUGUGUUUUACAAUGAGUGUCUGUGUGUCAUCAGUGCUCCCUCAUUGGGCCUCACUUAUCAAGACACUUAUUGAUGUAAAAUAAUACAUUACAACUGCAAAUUAGGUCGAUUUAGAAGAAAUGUUUGGUGUGCAUGUAUUAAAAAAUGAAUACACCUAACCAAAGCAUUUACUGUAGACCUUUUCCACACACCCUUAUUUUUCAUCUUUUAUUUUAUACAAUAGAGGUACUGAUAAAUGAGGCCUGUUGUCCAUAAGCACAUGCUUAACAGUAAACCCAAACUGGUUUCUUUUAUGAUAGAACCACUACCCAAAGCCCAAACUGUUCCUGCUGGCAGUGCCUUUUGUUUCAUGUGCCCCUGUGUAUGUAUGUAAGGUGUGUUUUUAGCUUACAGGUGCCUGGGUGUAUGUAUGGGUGCUUUUGCAUGUGUGCAAAUCUGUAUUUCUUGGGUGGUGUUCUAUAUGUCAUUUUUUCUUUCUUUGCCUGAACACAUUUGUCUUUCCAACAACCCCUCUGUGUGUGUGUGUGUGUGUGUGUGUGUGUGUGUGUGGGUGGGUGUGUGUUAUUUAUUUCAUGAUUUACCUCCUUGUAAUGAUAUUGUGUCAAGGAUGUUGAGACUUAAUGCUUUUUUGUUCGCAGUUGGUUUUGUUUUAUUUGAAGAAGUGUGUAUAAAUAUAGCGGUAGAACUGUACAGAUUAUCAAAAUGAAAUAAAAAGGUCAUCCCUUUAUUGAAAUGUU